UUCCGAGAGAGUAGGAGCUACUUAAUAAGAGGUACGAAGCACCGUUUACAAUUUUCUCACUCCUCUCUCUCUCUUUCUCUCUCCCCAAAUUUUGUUUUCUUGCAAACAAGAAAGCUUUCAACUUUGCCCAGGAAUUGAGCUUGUCUUUUGGUUUGGAGGUAGCAUAAGAUAUGGCAAUAAAGCCAACAGUUGCCUUGAGAGCUAUACUUGUGGGCGGAAUAGCGGCAUUUGCAAAAGUAGCUGGUGCAAUGAAGGCUGCAGGUGGUGCCAAGCUGGGUGUAGCUGCAGCUGCCAUGUCGGCAGCAGCAAGUGCUGCUUUGUCAUCAAAACAAGAAUCAAAGGAUGACUCAAAGCAGCCUUCAAAAUGAGUUUCUUUCUGUAGAUGUAACCUGUAAUUUCUGUAGCGUAGUGUUGGCUGUCCCUCUGUGUUUGUUGGGACGUCGGAGCAAAUUUGCUACAUUUGAGUUGUAAGUUCUAAUUCAAGACCGAUGUAAUUUUGAAUUUGAAUGUAAGACGAUGCUGAAACACUUGGAAUAAAAUAAGUGGCUCUCUUUUUGUCCAA
Rosa rugosa (rugosa rose) is the source of this 562-nucleotide messenger RNA. RefSeq lists its product as uncharacterized. The coding region runs from base 171 to 368 and encodes 65 amino acids. NCBI's taxonomy places the organism in Eukaryota, Viridiplantae, Streptophyta, Magnoliopsida, Rosales, Rosaceae. The transcript has 2 exons. The record is from RefSeq and is a predicted model, not a curated record.